Messenger RNA from Dermacentor andersoni, 2070 nucleotides. RefSeq names its product neprilysin-11-like. Gene Ontology annotation, cellular component: plasma membrane. Gene Ontology annotation, biological process: protein processing. Lineage: Eukaryota; Metazoa; Arthropoda; Arachnida; Ixodida; Ixodidae. Gene Ontology annotation, molecular function: metalloendopeptidase activity. The record is from RefSeq and is a predicted model, not a curated record.
AUGGUCUUGAUUUCAAUCCUCUUCGAUGACGGGCAGGUGUCCUCCCCGAGCAUCCGUUCGUGGGUGCCCACGGUGAUCCGCGUCGAGAAGCGCUCCGUGUCCAAGCUGACGCUGUACUCGGCCGUGUUCCUGUGCCUGGUCGUGAUCGCAGCCUUCGUGCUGGUGCUGGCGCGGAAGGUGCCCGCAUACGCUGCUCGCAAGGAGCACGUCUGCUCGACGGGAGGCUGCCUCGAGCACGCGCGCCGUCUGCUGAGCACGCUGAACGCGUCUGUCGAUCCGUGCCAGGACUUCCACACGUACGUGUGCGGCGGGGACGACCCUGCUUCCAGCCCCAACGAUGCGCUGGACCGCUUCUACGGAUCCAAGGUGUUACACGUGCUGCUCCGGCCUGGACUUGAGGGGAACUACACUGCGACGACCACCUUGAAGGCACUCAUGGCCCUCGAAAAAUGUGCCGACAGGUCGGGUGCCAGCGAAGCCAUCGAAGACUUUGCAGAGUUCAUGGUAGACCGCGGGAUCUCCUGGCCGGCGCCGGCCCUCCGAGAAAAGCACGUGGGGCUGCUUGAGUUCUUCGACGUUCUGCUAGACCUCUCCAUCAAUUGGAGAGUCGCCUUAUGGUUUGACGUGAGCGCCGCCUACUCGGACAUCGACGGCUCCUUUAUCGUCAGCUUCAGUGAGAUGGGCGCGCUGGCGUGGCACAGAAUGCGGCAGCUGUCUACACUGGAUGACGACGCGUACGCGGCCUUCGUCCGCAACAUGUCAUCGCUGUUGACAAAUGGCUCGCUCAUGCUGGAUGACGAAGAGAUCGAGGAGCUGCGUCGCGACGAAACUGUCAUUCGCAACACCGUCCUGUCCCUCGACGCAGCUGAGCAGCAUGACCUGGUCGUGCCACUCCACAAGGUCGGCGACGUGACGAGAGUGAUUUCGUCAGCAGAAUGGAUGACACUGCUGACGAAGCACCUUAGCACUGACUUCAACAUUACCUCACACACGGAAGUCCUGCUGUCGAACGAACCGUACCUCGCCCGAAUAUUCACGCUGUUGGAUACCAUCACGGCAGACAGAGCGCUUAACGUGACGGGCUGGAUGUUCGCUUACGUCUACGCGUGGACCGCGACGCCAGCCUUAGACGAUUUCCCUAACAUGGGUACCGAGGGAAUGAGGACAUACUCGCUCUGCUUCUUGACCGUGCAGGAGUGGCUCGGUCUCGCUCACUUGGCCGCCUCGUUCACGCACGAGUUUCCCGCGCCCGAGCGCCACAAGAUCUCCGACGUCUUGAACUGGACGUCUUUCGGGCUCGUGGACGCCAUCGCGAACUCUCGCAGCGUGUCGAAUUCCACAAAGAGCACGGCUGCAGCCAAGAUUCAGACGACAACCGGACGACACUUCUGGCCUCCGGAGCCUUUCUUCCACCUGGACACGCUCGACGUCAUGUACGAGAGCUUUCCGGCGCAACAGAACAACUUUUUUGCGAUCUGGAUGAAGUCAAGGAAGGCACUGAGGAGGUCUCUCACCAACCGUUACUACGGAAGCCUCAUGACCGCACGUUACCGCUGGCUUCUGAGCGACGUCCUAUACGUUUAUGGCCUCAACUGGAUGCGGAUCAGUUUGUGGGCUGUCUACCCGCCGUCGUACUUGAAGGAUGGCUCGCGCGCUAUGGCGUACAGCGGACUGGGGUUCCAACUGGCCAGAGCGUUGGUGAGAACCGUGGACGAGCACGGGAGACGCCUCAAUCACAGGGGGCACGAGAGCAACUGGUGGGACAAGGUGCAGAACUGCACGUGGGACCUGGCUGAGUCGGAGCGCGAAAAGCGGGAAAUAGCCGACUUGUUUGCGCUCGAGCUGGCACUGGACGCGCUCAGGAAGAGCUCCGGGAGGGACCGCCUGCCGCAGAAGAUCCGCGGACUAGAGAUGCUCUCAGAGACGCAGACGUUUUUCGUGAGCUACUGCAGCCACUUCUGCGAUGACCCGGAUGGAAAGAGGCUGUGUAGCCUGGCAGCGAACGUCAGCGAUUUCGCAGAUGUCUUUUCUUGCCAGCAACAUGAGAGGGAUAUCUGUUUGUUCGUCUGA